GUUAGCCGCGUGCUAACGGCUCUGAGAGGAUUUCUGAAGGCCGCGCGCUCAGAUUAACCCCAAACCAGAAUAUAAUGAGCCAGACAAAUAUUAAAAUCAAUGUCUUACGGUAUAUAUCAGACUCUUAAGAUUAGCUAAAUGCGGCAACGUUUCCUCUUGAAGCGCUUCAGUUUAAUGUUUGUGUCCAUGAAGGGGAGUAAUGACGUCAGCAGGACGACGUCACGGCUAGAUAACAGACUAUCAUGAGCACCUUUUAUCAGAAAUUACGAUUUAUUUUAUUAAUUAGUUCAUUCUAAACAAAAAGAGCUGUUAUGCUUAACUAUAUUGUUAUCAAUAAGUAGAGAAAUUAGGCAUAUUUUAGAAUAAUGAAGAAUAGAAAAUAUAUCCCAUUGUGCCUACUAAAAAUUGUAAUGUUGUUAUUAUUGUUAAUAUUAGUGAUAGAUCAAUAUGACGUCAGUGUCAGUUAAUUCGCUGAUAUUUGUGACAGCCUUGUCAGUGGAUUCUAUUGUAAAAUAUUAGUGAAUAUGUAUAUGUGUGGGCAGUUGGAAAAUAUCUUUAGUAAAUGAUUAUAUUUAAAAGAUUAAAUUUAUACAUAAAGCAUCUUCAGCCUCCUCUCUAGGUGUCAGCUAUUAUGUAUGAAAAGUAAUUUCCCCGAAAUGGAUGCAAGCGUUAAAUCUGAAGGAGCAGUGCCAAGAGGAAAUAUGACUUUUAGAUUUGUGUUGUGAUUUUGAUCAGCUCAAGAGGAUUUUGCUUAAGAUGAGUAAACAACAGAAGGGACUUCUGAAUUUGUUAAAUUGAGUUUUACUGGCUGUAAGAAAUCUCACCCUCCGUGUGAAUGAAGCGACUGUCUGUGUGAAUGCUGAGAUGAAUUCAUAUGCUUCCCGUACAUUUGUUUCAUACAGACUGAACAAUUGUGGCCCCUUUAUUCUAUUCAUUAAGGUUCAGUGUAUGUUUGCCAGCCUACAUCUGCAAGGGAGUUGCAGAAAAGCCUCAUGUUCAUCGAGCCGAGAUGAGACGAGACAGCGGGUUAAAUUCACAGACGAGCGCGUCUGCAAAUCGCACCUGCUCAACUGCUGCCCGCAUGACAUCCUCUCUGGAACGCGCAUGGACCUUGGCGAAUGCUCUAAGAUCCAUGACCUGGCGCUGAGAGCAGACUAUGAGAUCGCGUCUAAAGAGAGAGACCUGUUCUUCGAACUGGAUGCGGUGGAUCACCUGGAGUCGUUUAUUGCUGACUGUGACCGCAGGACUGAGUUGGCCAAGAAGCGUCUGGCUGAGACACAGGAAGAGAUCAGCGCUGAGGUGGCCGCAAAGGCAGAAAAGGUUCACGAGUUGAACGAGGAGAUCGGGAAGCUGCUGGCGAAGGCUGAACAGCUCGGCGCUGAGGGGAAUGUGGAUGAAGCCCAGACAGUUCUACAGGAGGUUGAGAGAGUCCGAACUAAGAAGAAGGAUGCAGAGGAAGAGUACAGGAACUCUAUGCCUGCCUCCAGUUUCCAGCAGCAGAAGUUGCGCGUCUGUGAGGUUUGCUCUGCCUAUCUUGGUCUCCAUGACAAUGACCGGCGUCUCGCUGACCACUUUGGCGGCAAACUGCACCUGGGCUUCAUUCAGAUCAGAGAGAAGCUGGAACAGCUGAAGAAAACUGUGCAGGACAAACAGGAGAGACGGAACCAGGAGCGACUGAGGAGGAGGGAAGAGCGGGAGAAAGAGGAGAAAAUGAAAAAACGGACUAAGUCACGCAGCCGAGAACGCAAGAGGUCUCGUUCUCGCGAUCGUGAUCGAGAGCGCAGACGCCGACGUUCCCGUUCCGCAUCGCGAGAGAAGCGCCGUUCCCGCUCUCGCUCCAAAGAGCGCGACAGACGCCGGCGGCACCGAUCUCGAUCCAGAUCCCGCUCGCGCCACAGCCGAGAACACUCACACAAGUCUUCACGGGACCGUGAUCGCGAGAGGGACAGCAAACACAGUUCCUCCGAGCGGAGAUCCGACGGGCUGAACGGGAGGACGGAGUCUCGCCGUCACGAUGACAGAGAGGCUGGAGAGAUCUGAAUCAUCUCACUCUACCACAACAAACACAGCGCGCUCAGACAUAUACCCACUUUUUAUUUAUCAUGUUUGCUUGGUCCGUAGUAAACUGCCCUCGCCUGGUUUCAUUACAGUCUUUGUAGUCUUUAAUAUCUGAGUCCAGUGAGACUUAAACCUGUCGGAUUCACUCUCAAAUAUUAAAAUGACAAAUGUGUGUGGAGGUUGUUUUUUUUUUUUUUUUUUUUUUAGUUUUGUUACUUUUCUCAAAAGUAUGUACUGCCACUUUGUUUUUUUUUUGCCCGUCUAUUUUGGAUUGUGAUUUUAUUUUGUACUGUUUGUCCCGAGUGGACGUGCAUGUGUUGCCGAAGGCUGUUCUGAGGUCAGUUUAAAUCCCCUUUCUUUAAAUCUAGCUGCAGUAUUCCCCCAUAGAGACCGAGAGAGACUCUCUCUGUAUCAGUAGCAGAGGCGUAGGAGUUUAAUAAAUCUAAACGAGUGAAUCCGUCAUGGCGCAUUGUUUCAGAUUUACCAUGUACAUGAUCUUUUAUAAGGCUGUUUUGAUUUCACCUUGUCCUUAUCAAAGUGCAUUAAAUGGUUUUAUGAAUUUAAA
Messenger RNA from Cyprinus carpio (common carp), 2623 nucleotides. RefSeq names its product LUC7-like (S. cerevisiae) (gene luc7l). Gene Ontology annotation, cellular component: U2-type prespliceosome; U1 snRNP. Lineage: Eukaryota; Metazoa; Chordata; Actinopteri; Cypriniformes; Cyprinidae. The record is from RefSeq and is a predicted model, not a curated record. Gene Ontology annotation, biological process: mRNA splice site recognition. Gene Ontology annotation, molecular function: mRNA binding.